Solanum dulcamara is the source of this 1198-nucleotide messenger RNA. Its product is annotated as proteasome subunit beta type-4-like. Bases 154 to 882 code for a protein of 242 amino acids. Lineage: Eukaryota; Viridiplantae; Streptophyta; Magnoliopsida; Solanales; Solanaceae. The transcript has 7 exons. The record is from RefSeq and is a predicted model, not a curated record. Gene Ontology annotation, cellular component: nucleus; proteasome core complex, beta-subunit complex; proteasome core complex.
CUAUGUCGGCCCAAAACCUCAAAAAAUAUAAAUGCGCAACUUUUCUUGUUCAAAGGGAAAACUGAAAGGCCUCUGCAAAUUUAGUUUGGGAACAUUUACAGUUUGCUGUUGUCGAUCGAGAAUCGAAGAGAGUUUUGUUAAUUUUCGCAGUUGAUGGAUUCCGCAUCGGCUAAGAGUAUCUUAUUGAGCCCUGAAGUUGAUAUCCAGAGAACACAGUACCCAUAUGUGACGGGUACAUCAGUUAUCGGCAUCAAGUACAAGGAUGGUGUUCUGUUGGCUGCUGAUAUGGGAGGUUCCUAUGGUUCAACAAUACGUUAUAAGAGUGUGGAGCGAUUGAAGUCAGUGGGAAAACACUCCCUUCUUGGUGCUAGUGGUGAAAUUAGUGAUUUUCAGGAGAUAUUGCGGUACCUUGACGAGCUUAUCCUGUAUGACAACAUGUGGGAUGAUGGGAACUCCUUGGGUCCCAAAGAAGUGCAUAAUUAUCUAACUCGUGUGAUGUAUAAUCGAAGGAACAAGUUCAACCCACUUUGGAAUUCUCUUGUACUUGGUGGGGUAAAAAAUGGACAAAAGUAUCUUGGAACGGUUAGUAUGAUUGGUGUCCAUUAUGAGGACAAUCACAUGGCUACUGGAUUUGGCAAUCAUCUUGCAAAGCCCAUUAUCCGUGAUGAAUGGCGUGAAGACUUGACCUAUGAAGAAGGUGUUAAGUUAUUGGAGAAAUGUAUGCGUGUUCUUCUGUAUAGGGAUAGAUCUGCGGUCAACAAGCUUCAGAUUGCAAAAAUCACGGAAGAAGGAGUGACAAUUUCUCAGCCAUACUCAUUAAAGACUUUCUGGAAUUUCUCUGCUUUCGAGAAUCCAAGUGCUGGUGCGGUGGGGUCAUGGUAACUAGGCCCUGUAUGUCGUGUUUUAACAAAAGGAAAUAUGUGGCACGUUGCUGGUUUCUAAAGUGCUGCAUAGUUAUGAUGUGCAACUUAAAAGAUAUGCCACCAGCCACAUCACGCAGGCACGUCUGACAACUGCUGCCAUCUUAUUUUCCUAAAACGCUCACUUUCCAUCUACUCUGAUUAGUUUGCAAAUUUAUUUGGUGUUGUAUGGUUCAUCACCGGUUAGACAGGCACUUGUAUGUGUAUGUGAAACAGCGAAAGAAUCCUUGUUAACCUGUGUUUUGGCAACAUCUUCAUGUUUGGAAAUUUUUUCUCUC